Molecule: messenger RNA, 2021 nt
Organism: Saimiri boliviensis boliviensis (Bolivian squirrel monkey)
Lineage: Eukaryota; Metazoa; Chordata; Mammalia; Primates; Cebidae
Source: RefSeq, a predicted model, not a curated record
GCCUCCAGGUCCUGCUCCUGCUGCCGCCGCCGCGGGGUACAGGAGCAGUCGCGCAGGGCAGCGCUCCCGGGAGCCCAGGGCCUGCAUCGGUCGGGGCGCCCCGAAGUCUGCUCAUUGUAUUUUUCAGGAAAAAGGAAGGGAAAAGAGAGUUCUAACCACAUGGAUUGGAGAAAAUCUGAAUUUUAAACUCAAAACCACAUUGUUUCUAUUACCACAAAUUGUGCUGCAUCUUCUCUUUCUUUAAAAAAAUUUUGGACAGCAAUUUUACACUGAAUAAGUAACACAAGGAAAGGUCAUCAGUAACAACUGACCUGCCACAAAGUUAGAAGAAAAGGAUUGACUCAAGAAAGACUAUAAUAUGGAUUUAGAGCUCAACAAGUAUUAUAACAAGACACUUGCCACAGAGAAUAAUACUGCUGCCACUCGGAAUUCUGAUUUCCCAGUCUGGGAUGACUAUAAAAGCAGUGUAGAUGACUUACAGUAUUUUCUGAUUGGGCUCUAUACAUUUGUAAGUCUUCUUGGCUUUAUGGGGAAUCUACUUAUUUUAAUGGCUCUCAUGAAAAAGCGUAAUCAGAAGACUACGGUGAACUUCCUCAUAGGAAAUCUGGCCUUUUCUGAUAUCUUGGUUGUGCUGUUUUGCUCACCUUUCACGCUGACCUCUGUCUUGCUAGAUCAGUGGAUGUUUGGCAAAGUCAUGUGUCAUAUUAUGCCUUUUCUUCAAUGUGUGUCAGUUUUGGUUUCAACUUUAAUUUUAAUAUCAAUUGCCAUUGUCAGGUAUCAUAUGAUAAAACAUCCUAUAUCUAAUAAUUUAACAGCAAACCAUGGCUACUUUCUGAUAGCUACCGUCUGGACACUAGGUUUUGCGAUUUGUUCUCCCCUUCCAGUGUUUCACAGUCUUGUGGAACUUCAGGAAACAUUUGGUUCAGCGUUGCUGAGCAGCAGGUAUUUAUGUGUUGAGUCCUGGCCAUCUGAUUCAUACAGAAUUGCCUUUACUAUCUCUUUAUUGCUAGUUCAGUAUAUUCUGCCCUUAGUUUGUCUUACUGUAAGUCAUACCAGUGUCUGCAGAAGUAUAAGCUGUGGAUUGUCCAACAAGGAAAACAGACUUGAAGAAAAUGAGAUGAUCAACUUAACUCUUCAUCCAUCCAAAAAGGGUGGGCCUCAGGUGAAACUCGCUGGCAGCCACAAAUGGAGUUAUUCAUUCAUCAAAAAACACAGAAGAAGAUAUAGCAAGAAGACAGCAUGUGUGUUACCUGCUCCAGAAAGACCUUCUCAAGAGACCCACUCCAGAAUACUUCCAGAAAACUUUGGCUCUGUAAGAAGUCAGCUCUCUUCAUCCAGUAAGUUCUUACCAAGGGUCCCCACUUGCUUUGAGAUAAAACCUGAAGAUAAUUCAGAUGUUCAUGAACUGAGAGUAAAACGUUCUGUUACAAGAAUAAAAAAGAGAUCUCGAAGUGUUUUCUACAGACUGACCAUCCUGAUAUUAGUAUUUGCUGUUAGUUGGAUGCCACUACACCUUUUCCAUGUGGUAACUGAUUUCAAUGACAAUCUUAUUUCAAAUAGGCAUUUCAAGUUGGUGUAUUGCAUUUGUCAUUUGUUGGGCAUGAUGUCCUGUUGUCUUAAUCCAAUUCUAUACGGAUUUCUUAAUAAUGGGAUUAAAGCUGAUUUAAUGUCCCUCAUACACUGUCUUCAUUUGUAAUAAUUCUCACUGCUUAUCAAGUAAAGAACAAAUGUUGAUGUCAUAUAAAGUAUAUUUAUAAUAACUAUUUAUGUAUAAUAAAUAUAAAUUCUGCUAAUAUGGAAUUUAAUUUAUGUGAAAGAAUUCUGGAUUUGAAUAUCAGUUCAUAAUAUAUGGAAGAUAAUUUUAUGUGUUGUCAUAGGAUUAAUUUACUUAGUUGUGCAGCCAGUGUCAAUCUAAUGUAUAAUUUCAUUUUAGAAAGUAGUUGUAUUACCUUUCACUUCCAUCCUAUCUUAUAAACAAGUGAAUUUUAUAUUUUGUUGAAACUAAAAGUUAUAUCUAACCA